Messenger RNA from Trichophyton benhamiae CBS 112371, 648 nucleotides. RefSeq lists its product as uncharacterized. NCBI's taxonomy places the organism in Eukaryota, Fungi, Ascomycota, Eurotiomycetes, Onygenales, Arthrodermataceae. The record is from RefSeq and is a predicted model, not a curated record. The transcript is spliced from 3 exons. Bases 1 to 648 code for a protein of 215 amino acids.
AUGAUGAUGAUGAUAAGGAAGAAGCAGAUGCAGAGAUUAAGCGAAGAGAAAAAAGAGGUUGACGGAAUCUGCACGGCGGUUGACUGUGGGAGGCUUCUGUUUGCGAUCUUCAGUCGCCUCGGAGGCUUCGAUAAGACUCUUGCAGCGAGCACCGAUGAGUUGAAGGCCCUUUUCGACGAUAAUAAGAGGACGAGAGAGCUAACGGGGAGGGAGGACUACAGGACAGAAGCCAGAGACCAAACACAGAGACGCCUGGGAAAAGGGAAGCUCUACUUCAAGGAUGAGACCGAGAAGACGGAUGCUAGUCCAUUAUUGCUGCUCUGGCUAGCUAUGAUACUGCUUGAUGUGUUGGUGCUGGUGGCUGCACCUCGUCUACGCUUGCUGAAGCCCUGCUCGGAAGGAAGACACAGGUCCAGCUCGACAACGUCUAUCUGGCUUGUUGAUCUUGUCCUGCUGGUACAAUGCUGUCUCUUGGAGAAUGGCUGGCCUCAAUGGCCUAUAAUAGCCCCGUCUACAUUCCUUAACAAGGGCAUUCAAUGUGAAGAUGCUCCUACAGAACGAUACCCACAUAUCCUGAUGGCUGAGUAUAGUGAAUACUUGCUCUGGCCGGGAUAUAUUUGCUCUCUGUUGCUUCCGCUGCUUUCCUAA